Messenger RNA from Lindgomyces ingoldianus, 324 nucleotides. RefSeq names its product biotrophy-associated secreted protein 2. The transcript is spliced from 2 exons. The record is from RefSeq and is a predicted model, not a curated record. Lineage: Eukaryota; Fungi; Ascomycota; Dothideomycetes; Pleosporales; Lindgomycetaceae. The coding region runs from base 1 to 324 and encodes 107 amino acids.
AUGGUCCGCAUUACAGUUGCCGCUUUCUUUGCUUUCGCUGCCAUUGCGGUUGCCAUUACACCCAACAACGCCGGUGCCAAAAACGUCGGCGCGGGCGACGGCUCCCAGUUUAUCACGGGCGGCUGCGUUGCUAAUGCCGAUUGCGGCUCAGGCUGCUGCGCCGAUGCCUCUGGUGUCGGUGUCUGCUCCGCGGAGGCAGCGCAGUUUCAGAACGGAAAGAAUGGAUGCAACUUUGUCGAUCCUAAUGCAGAUGCUACGAUUGCCGCUGCUCAAGCCCAGGUAGCGAAGCAGGGUUUCAAGAGGGUCAUCAGGAACAGCGAGUAG